Messenger RNA from Colletotrichum acutatum, 2441 nucleotides. Its product is annotated as mediator of RNA polymerase II transcription subunit 1-domain-containing protein. The record is from RefSeq and is a predicted model, not a curated record. Gene Ontology annotation, cellular component: mediator complex. Gene Ontology annotation, biological process: regulation of transcription by RNA polymerase II. The transcript is spliced from 2 exons. Bases 259 to 2304 code for a protein of 681 amino acids. Gene Ontology annotation, molecular function: transcription coregulator activity. NCBI's taxonomy places the organism in Eukaryota, Fungi, Ascomycota, Sordariomycetes, Glomerellales, Glomerellaceae.
CUGGUAGACCAGCUCAAGCAUUAUUCUGCGGCUCAACUCGAGCUUGGAGCGACAAUCCUAUCUUCAACUCCCACUUCUGUUUGGCGGGACUACCAUUAACUUGAACAAAAACGGAACUUGGAGACGAAGUAUUGGCAUUGAAUAUUCAAUUGAUGGCCGAAAAGGUGCAGACAUAGUAUUACAGCACGACGCUGUCCUUCUACGACUCCUACCUUCAAUCACGAUUGAAAUCGACCGACCAACAGACCGAAUUACAAUAUGGCUACUCCGACGCAGAUGAAGCAUGCGGCUUCUCAACAGGGUAGAACCCCUUCGCAACUUACAGCAGCGACCCCGCCGGUGUCCACGCCAUUUUCAGCAUCUCAAGCGCAUACGGCUUUCUCGCCGAGGGGACCUAAGUCGUCGCCUCAGCAGUUUAAGAAAUCGCCGGCGACCUCGACCACUUUGAUGGGCCACCCAGCUAAUGGCGCUCUAAACUUCGACAGUCCGUCCGCAGCAGCUGCUAUGGGCGCGCUUGGGAUCAGUGGUGGACUGGACAUGGGGCUCGACCAUGCCGGGAUCGCGGGCUUCGCAGGUUUGGGAGCAUUGGGCAGCGAGGACGACAAACUCAAGAGGUUUGAUACUGUCAUUGAAAUUCUCAGCUUGCAGAAGGCAACAGGUCGAGUCAGCGAAGCAGGCCUCGAACGACUUACGCUCCGAACUGGUCUUACUAGCAUGUGGGAUGAGCAUCGGUCGCCCGACGGCAGGAAAACAAAAAUGCUCGUCAUCGCCGGACAGGCUUUGACCAUUGAUAUCGAGCUGAACAACAAUAUCGUGGAGAAUGUCUCGCUGGGCUUUCCAGAAUCAGGACCGGUUGUCACAAGGCAUAAGGAUCAAGCUGGCAACAUCCUGCUUGAGGAUCUGCAACUUCGCACUGACCAGAGCCCGUUAACCAAGACGUUGAAAGCAUUCUCCACUAACCUUGAACGCCUGGCAACCCUCGACAAGCUGAGUGUCAUUCCGGGAGUUGACUGUCAAGAGGCUCUAGCUGGCAUCUUCGAGAGUCUUGAAAGACUCCACAAGUGGGAAAUGUCGAAGCUGCGGGAAGAUCCUGCCAUGAGCGGCAAGCCCGAACGUUUCCUCGAGACGACUGCCAUGUGCACUAAGAGCGGUCGUCCGAGGAUGCAUUCGAGGGGUAUGGUGGGAUUAAGCAUCGAGUAUUGGACGGAGAGACGCCAUGUCAUCCCCAAAGCACCAGAGACGACGCGCUACUGCGAGAACAUGGAGAAGGCCUGGUCGAUUCUCAUAGGCUGCAAGGCGUUGGAUGGUGAAAUGUUCCCUCCCGUCAGGGUGUCUGAGAAUUGGAUUUCUCAAAAGGUCGAGAAGACCGAGCCUGGACCCGAGGAUCUUCUCGUUGCAGCUUCUGGGCCGGCUCUUGACUGGCUGGAACCGGAGCCUACAACGCUGCCACAGACGGACGACAAUAAGGAUUCGGGCAUCGACGUGGUGCAGGCGGAUGGCACGACGCACAAAUACCCGAACGUCAAGUUUGUCGCGACACUCACCCCCUCAGUCAUCGUGCCGCAGUCGGCAUGGAACACACUACACACCCUCACAGGAGCUCAGGCCCAGCCCAUGCCUCUGCCGACCUACACGUUUGAUAGCAUAUCAUUCCCAAUACCCGAAGGAAGUCACCAUGAUGCAAGCGAGCUUAGAGUCAUCUCUUGCAAGAGGAGAGUUCCGAUUCCGAGCAAUGAUAGCACCGUCUCAUCCCGGAAACACAAGAACACGCUGCUUAUCUACAAACCAGUGUAUGGACAAACAGUCACCGAACUUUCGUUCUCGCACCCACGGCAGCUGGUGGCAAUGCUGCCCAUCCUUCGCCAGUAUGCGCUGAUCUCAACGUUGUUGGAGAGAAGCUUCGGGUCUGACAUCUCUGGCGAGGCUUUACCCGAGGUUCAUGAAAACAUCACAAUGAGUGAUACGACAACGACGCAGGCCGAAUACGAGAGAUUCAUGUCCAAGAGCUAUGACGACAACGAGCAGGAACUUACUCUCGACGUGGUGCUGACUGUUCAUCCCUCUGCUGGUUUGCAUGUCGUCUUUCCCUUCCGCGGCGCAACCGCCAACGUGGACCUGCAAAUUCAGCAGAAUGGAGUGGUACAUGUCGUGUCACAAAACAUCGUGCCGGUCGACGGUAGCGAGGCGGCGGAGGCUGGCAAGGGGAACGGCAAGCAGUUUACACCGCAGGACUUGGGCAGGUUGCUUGAGGUGAUGGAGGACCUCUGCUCCUGGGCAGAAUGGAUCCGAAAGAACCUGUCGUAAGCUAUGCUCUGCCGAGAUGGACGAUCGAUCGAUCGACCUCUUUGAUCACAUAAGACCCAUGACCGGUAGAAGCAUAUGACGUCUGGACAGGUUUUUGGGUUCUUUGUUUUUGUUCUGUACAAUUGAUACCCAGGCAG